AUGCCCAAGCUUCGCAAAUGUCAUGUGGAAGUUCUAAAUGACUUGGUAAACUUUGGGACUUCUUUUGCACUUAGUAAUUCCCUUAUUUCUGAUAUAUACCAUGCCCAUGAACAAGAUCAAGCCAACUAUACCUCACUUCGUAAACACAAUAUAUUCGAUCAUACCAUCGCUCUCCUAAGACAUAAUGAUGUCGAAUCAUUUGUUCAGAAUAUAUGGGCAUCGAAGAUUGAAGGUUUAACGGAUAAAGCAGUAGCUCUGUUAAAUAUCAUACGAUAUACAUGGAUCUCGUUCCACCCUACACUCAGAAUGGUCCUCUCUUGGUACAAAACCAUGAGAGGACUUAUUUUUAUUGAGAGUGUAAUAAAAUCUUUCCUUGCUGUCUCAAAGAUCGUGGACUUUGUCGAAUGUAAGUGGUGUGAGACGCAAUUCACCUCCGGAAAGUACCUUGACUAUCGCAAAUCUGACUAUACCACUAAUUCAGUCAAGUACAAUGACGCUCUCGAUUACUUCAAAUUGUUUAAUAACAUGGAAGUCAUUAUUGUCGAAGCAUCAAGUGGGAAAAUCCAAGAGAGCACAGUACACACCAUUGAAGAUUGUCUCAAGCUGUUGGAAGCAAUUUUAAACAAAAAUUCUUCCAUAGCGACUUUCAAGAAGCUUAAGGUUUUUGGUCUAAAAUCCAUCUUAAACCAAGUAGCUUUGUCUAAGCUGUACUUUAACAAUGUCACAAGAUGGAAUUCUGUUGAAAAACGAAUCGCCCACACUUCCAUCUUCCUGGGAUAA
This is a messenger RNA of Mucor mucedo, 780 nucleotides long. RefSeq lists its product as uncharacterized. NCBI's taxonomy places the organism in Eukaryota, Fungi, Mucoromycota, Mucoromycetes, Mucorales, Mucoraceae. The coding region runs from base 1 to 780 and encodes 259 amino acids. The record is from RefSeq and is a predicted model, not a curated record. The transcript is spliced from 4 exons.